Daldinia caldariorum is the source of this 5366-nucleotide messenger RNA. RefSeq lists its product as uncharacterized. Gene Ontology annotation, molecular function: GTPase activator activity. Gene Ontology annotation, biological process: positive regulation of GTPase activity; regulation of small GTPase mediated signal transduction; negative regulation of TOR signaling. NCBI's taxonomy places the organism in Eukaryota, Fungi, Ascomycota, Sordariomycetes, Xylariales, Hypoxylaceae. The coding region runs from base 353 to 5314 and encodes 1653 amino acids. The transcript has a single exon. Gene Ontology annotation, cellular component: nucleus; TSC1-TSC2 complex; cytoplasm. The record is from RefSeq and is a predicted model, not a curated record.
AGCUUGUAAUAUUGCGAGCUACCUUUAGCUGGGCUAAUUCUGGACGAGAACGAGUCACGUCACACGUCUGUGUCGGUCGGAGUCCAGUGGUUGGGAGACGCUUGAAAUUUUAUAUUGAUUCUUCGUACCACCCUUUGAUUUUUCUUUUUUCUUUUCUUUUUUUUUUCUUCUUUCCCACCCUUAUGCAAGACCCGAUUUGCUCGUAAGUCCACGUCUUUUGAUUGCCCACUUACUGCGUACCUUAGUAUGCCGUCUUCCGUAAUCGAUCCUGGAAUGUUGCCCCGUACUCUAAAAACGGGCGGUAUCUGUCAUCGACUAUAUUCAGCCAUGAAGCCAUGCUCACAAAGCUAAUAUGUUUCGUCGUAUAGCUUUUCUGGGCCGCAAGGCCGGUGAUCAAGGGCACACUGAAGAUAUGUCACCAUCACCUGGAGAUGAUGCUUCGUCGCCCCAGGAUUCCAAGGGCAGCAGCGGGCUCGCCAGUGUCUUCAAGGGCCUUGCAGGUGCUGCCAAGUUGACUAAGUCUCCCCCGGCUCCCGUACAAUCAUCUGGUCCCUCUAUUAGCGUACAGAUCGCCGAACGCCGUAGUGCUACGCCAAACAUCCUCCGUGGCAUACCAUCCCAGCAUGCCGAAACUUUCGAGCUGCUGAAGAAUGGGUCGAUGACCCAGCGAGUCGUGGCAGCUGAUGCACUGCGCCAUACUGUUGCAGAUUAUCCUCUAAGUCCAGUUUUGGAUAUCUGGUACGCUGCUAAAGAUCUGGUCGAUCCUACCAAUCCCAAGUCGGUUCGCUAUUCCGGUUGGGAACUCUUGAGGGAAUGCGUGAAGCAUACCUCCUCGACAGAUUUAGAGCGUAACGAGUACUUCCAGACCAUAUCUGCCCAGGCCAACCCGGAAGAUUUUCACUUGCAGCUCGCAGCCCUUGUCGAUUUAACGAACCACGCGCGAAAUCUGUCUGGGUUCGAUUACGAUGUGUUCCCAUUAUUGUCUCGGUGGCUUGAGGAGGCAUUCGAGGCAGUACGAGCGGCGAGAGGUGCAGCGAAGAAGCAAGGGUCACGGAUGAAGGGGAAAGCGCUAGCGACCGGCGAGGAUAGAAACUUUACGGACCUAUUUAGUUUCAUUACGGACGUCAUCAAGUUCAAUUUCAGCGUUGCCGACGAUGACGCUGCGGAAGUUUUGAUCGACAGGUUACUGGAUAUUUGCAUGAAUACUAGUGUCGAAGAGGAUCUACAGGCGUGUAUUGGCGUUAUGGAUGCUAUUGUGACGUUUGGGGCGAUUCCUGCGGAAAAGUUGAAGAGCUGCGUUCACGUUCUCUGCUCUAUACAUUGCCUCGUUCCUAGCCUACAAAAAGAUGCGUGGCAUACCAUGAGCAUGUUGUGUCGGUCGCACAAUGGACAUGCUACUGUGAGGCUACUUCUUGAUGUUUUGGCGAGUCUGCCGGAGGACGCCGACAAGAAAAAAGAGGUCGUUCGUGAGGUUAGGGGCGCCCUGUCGGUCCUCACCAAACUUGUGUCGAAGAGUUCCGAGAAGGGAUAUCCGGCAGUUCCCUAUGUCCUUUUGGUCGAUGGCCUGUCUACAGUGGUACAUGCUACGCCUGCUUGGAAAAUACACCUCGAUAUCUUGCGAUUAACGAACUCAUUAUUUUGCGACAGCCAGGGUAAUAUUAAUAGUAUGCUGGCCGAUGAAGAUUGGACACCUGUUUUCGAAGUCGUGGUCACAUGUGCCAAUGCUAUUAUCGCGUCCCUUACCAAAACUGAGAGUCGCAUCGAAUCACUUUUAGACCUAGAAGAAGAAGAGAGCGAUUCCGCGGAGAGUAUGCUGGCUCAGGAAUUGAUAAAGCUAAUACGUCGACUCGAGAGCAUACUCUCAGAUGAAUCCCCUCCUAUCGCCCAAAAGCAAAACGAUGCAUCUCAAGAUCAUACGGAUGCAGACAUUCAGAAAUUGGAGGUUGUACAACCGGAGCAGCCUAAUGCUCUUGUCCAAAGGCAAGAUUGUAUUGUAUUCUUUACAAAAAUCCAUCGCUGUCUUCCUGACUCCGGGGCAACGCUGAUACUUGAAUAUUUCAAGAAAUUCCGAUGUUGCUCGCCCUCAGAUCCUCUUUGGGAGACGAACUUGAACCUAGUAUUGGAUGCGUUUUUGGCAGAUAGAAAACGAUCAACUGAUGUGCGUUUGCGCGCUUUGCAGGCCUUUACGGAGGUCUACGACAUGAUUGAACUCAUUAACGACCAAUUCGAGCCGGACUUCAUCCCAGAAUUAGUGAAGCGUCUAUUAGCAGAUGUAGCGGGGGAGGCGGAUAUCGUAUUACUCCAAAAUAUUGUGUCGUUUGCUGUUGGUGUUGCUAGCACGGCAUCCCUCUCCCUUUUCUCUUACAUUGUCGAUACGCUUCGAGGAGUAAUAGGGAACAGCCGACUGCGUUCGAUAUCUUCCACGCUUUCCCUCCCCCCGGAGCCAACGUCAACUCCCCAGCAUAUAAAAGCAACUGCGAAUCAAACUCCUUCAAGUGUAGUUGUCCGAGGUUACGUGCAAAUAUUCUUACGAGUUCUAAACUACGAUGCGACCAAGUCAGUGCGGCUAUUCCGUAUUCUCGUAUCAAUAGCGGAGUCGAACUCCAGCGAGACGGAUGCUCGCAUUGCCGCGAUGCAGUUGCUAUUUCGUUUGCGAGCCGAUUGGGCUAAUCGUAUAUUUGUCACUUCUCAUUUCGAGACAGCCAGCCUCGCUAGGUCCUUAUAUCGAACGGAGGAGUCACUGGCGCGCAGAACUUCUGAAGAAACUUCAUACCUCGGAAGAAUUUCGCGGAGCGAGACCACUGGUUCUGCUCGCUCAUCACGAGGCAUAUCCCUCGGGCAUGGCCAGUUGCAAGAUCGAGGUUAUCCGUUAAGGUCGGGAAGUGGCAGCAAAAUAGCCCCAAGCGCGUAUCAACCCCUAUGGAUCGCCUCCGACACAGAUGCUUUACCUGAAACCCCGUCUCAAGCUGCAAGCAUGGUCCUUUAUUGCAGCGCUUCUGAUGACACUGCUGAAGUGGAUGGGCAGUCGCCGGUAGAGGUUCUGGAGAUCCGAAUAUGGCUUGAAGUGGUACUUAACUUAGUGCGACAAGGCUGUGAUUGGGAAGUUUACAGCUUCAUCCUUGUUCAUUUGCCCUCUCAAUUGAGCAACCAUGCCAUCUUCCGAAAUACCACAGCGGAGCUUCAGGAAUUGAGACGGGUGAUUUGCGAGCAGAUCAAAUCCAAUAACUUCCAGGAACCUCCAAACAUCUUAGGAUUGCGCCGAGCAGAUGUAGCUAUCUGCCUUUUCCACAGCUUAACUAUGAUUCUUAGUUACCAUCAAUAUUUCCAGAAGGCGGAAGAAGACGAGAUUGUUCGCACAUUUGUCCAUGGAAUAGCGACGUGGGAACGAAGUGCGAAAUGCUGCAUACACGCUCUUACUAUAUGUUGCCAUGAACUCCCUUCCUCGACGGGCAAGGCCUUAGUCACAAUAUUACAGAAGAUGUCGCAGAUUAUCACUCAGCCAUAUGUUGCCAUGCACAUUCUAGAGUUCUUAGCUUGUCUCAGCAGGCUACCCUCCCUUUACGCGAAUUUCCGGGAAGACGAGUAUCGGAUUGUCUUUGGAAUUUGUUUCCGAUACCUACAAUACGUUCGAGGCAAGAGGCAAGCGGCCAGGAUGUGUUCGAUCAGCGACUCGUCGGCGCCAGGGAUAGGCGAGGCUCAGUUCAAUCCCAAUGCUUCGGAUGACUUACCUCAGUAUGUCUAUACUCUAGCGUAUCACGUCAUUGUGUUCUGGUUCCUAGCCCUGAAGCUCCCAGACCGCACGAACCAUGUUGGAUGGAUUGCGAGAAACUUAUUUAUAGAUGUUGAUGGGUCUCAAGCUUCGGAUGAGCAAGCACAUCUUACCAUGGACUUCAUUCAGAAGGUUACAUAUGCUGAUAUCGAUGAAUCUGCGGCGGACCCUUUAUUUACUCGCGAUAGGUUCGGAGAAAUACUUAAGAAGAGAUGGUUAAUUGGUAAUAGUAUCGUUACGAUCGAGCAGGCUACGGCUACGGGUUGGGCACAAAUUACUAAACGCCAGCCAUCUGGAACCUCGUCGUAUACGAUCCGAGAGUUGUUCAAACCACCCCCGGCACAUCAGCGUUCUAUGAGCGAGAGCACUAGGGACGGCCAUACAGGACCUGUGAAUAAUGUCCUACCCAACCAUAUACUAGUACAACUUUUGUCCUCUAUGCCGCAAGGAAAUGAUCUUUCACGCCCUAUUCCACUACCUGACGACGAGGUAGUCAACAGAGCCAUUAGGAUGUUCGACCAUAAUCCAACAGUAGAUGGCCACAAGGUUGGCGUAAUAUACAUUGGAGAGAACCAAACGGAAGAAAAGGACAUUCUGGCUAAUAUAUCUGGAAGUGGAGACUACAUGGAAUUCCUUAACGGCCUCGGCACAUUGACCAAGCUCAACGGUGCAACGUUCAAUACGCAAGGCCUGGAUAGGCAGUAUGAUACCGAUGGGCAAUAUACGUUUUGCUGGAGGGACCGGGUGACGGAGAUUGUGUUUCACGUCACCACCCAGAUGCCAACAAAUCUAGAUCACGAUCCACAAUGUACCUUGAAGAAGCGCCACAUCGGGAACGAUUUCGUCAAUAUUAUUUUUAACGACUCUGGUUUGCCCUUCAAGUUCGACACGUUCCCAUCAGAAUUCAAUUUCGUCAACAUAGUCAUCACACCCGAAUCCCGCGCCUCUUUCGUCGCUACUAGGCAGAGAACGCCGAAUGACGUGGCAGGGUCUUACUACAAGGUCCGCGUGAUGAGCAAGCCCGGGUUCCCAGAAAUCUCACCUGCUUCCGAGACCAAGAUCGUCAGCCUGCGGGCGUUACCCGAAUUCAUCCGGCUGCUGGCGCUGAACGCGUCAGUCUUCUCGCUGGUGUGGGCCCACCGCGAGGGCGGUGAGCACGUCUCCGCUUGGCGCAAUCGGCUGAGGGAGAUCAAGAGGCUCCGCGACAAGUACGGCCCGAAGGCGAUGGUGGUGCCCCAGGGACCAGGUGGUGGCCCGUCGCCCUCGCCGCCGGGAACCGCCCUCGGUCACGGUCACGGUAACCCAACCGCGCUUAGCAGCACGGUCGCCCAAUUGGACGCCAUGAGGUCGGGUAACGCGGUUCGCGACAGCUUCAGUAGCCUCCGCCGAUCUUCCGUCGCCACCUUCUUCUCCGGCUCCAGCGAACAGACCUCUCAUCGCUCCUCCAUGCUGUCGACCGCUCCCACGGACAACACCGAGGUCAUGACGGUCAACGGCGUGGACGCCCUCGUCGACAGUGUCGACUUUUCGAAGUGGUCGGCAUAGCCGUUGUGCAAUAAACCGCUGUAUUUAUUUUCUUUGAAGAGAGAGGGGGGGU